AUGGCCCACUUCCCAAGCCUCGAGCCAGCCUUUACGAUGCAGCCCAUGAUCUCUGGAAAUAUCGAGAGUGAGAGCACAUUCUCCCCAGCGCUCAGUGGCGAGUUUGUCGGGCAGGGCAACGAUUACAUUCACGUCGACCCGGAUGGAGAACAUUUGAGGCUCGACGCGCAUGGAACCAUAUAUCUCAACUAUACCGGUAUUGUUGAUAUGACUCCGGCCGUAGAAGCGAUCAUGAGUGGUGAAUCGGAGUCGACGGUUACUUCGUUUGGGAAUUCAUUUAUCCAUCUGACUUUCGAGACUGGCGGUGAAAAAUACGCAAGCCUCGAAACAGGCGUAUGGGUUGGGGGUGGUCAUUUCAUAUACGAGAAGGGCGAAGCUCCAAUUGUGGAGUACAAAGUUAGCAAGGUUACCUUUAAGGUCUAA
This is a messenger RNA of Histoplasma capsulatum G186AR, 423 nucleotides long. RefSeq lists its product as uncharacterized. NCBI's taxonomy places the organism in Eukaryota, Fungi, Ascomycota, Eurotiomycetes, Onygenales, Ajellomycetaceae. The coding region runs from base 1 to 423 and encodes 140 amino acids. The transcript has 5 exons. The record is from RefSeq and is a predicted model, not a curated record.